Messenger RNA from Rhagoletis zephyria (snowberry fruit fly), 1353 nucleotides. RefSeq names its product coenzyme Q-binding protein COQ10, mitochondrial. Gene Ontology annotation, cellular component: mitochondrion. Gene Ontology annotation, molecular function: ubiquinone binding. The record is from RefSeq and is a predicted model, not a curated record. Lineage: Eukaryota; Metazoa; Arthropoda; Insecta; Diptera; Tephritidae. Gene Ontology annotation, biological process: cellular respiration.
AAUUAGAUACUAUUUAUGUAAUUUGAUUCUAAAGAAAAAUUAACUAAAUCUUUAAACUGCAUCUUCUAUAACCAAAAUCCGGCCGGAUAUUCGGAUAGCAGAAAAACGGCCGGUUAAGCCAUAUUCCGGAUAUCUACCAUCUACAUCUCUAAUAAAUAUGUCUGAUAACAUAGCUAAAAGUGGACAUGUCUGCAUUCACCGUGUAAAUGAAAACUGCUUACGAAAGUCACUUUAAAUGCAAGGUGUAGGGGUCUCGAGAUUUUCCAGACGGUCGGUAACCUUUUUUAAUAACGACUUCAGCUUUGUUAUCUGAUCACACUGGCUGCGAGCACUUUGUCAAUUAAACGAGAAAACAUAUGUUUUGAAUUUAUCAUAUAUUUUAUUGUUUUCAUUUCAUCGCACGAACUUGGAGAGGAAAAAUGAUUUUGAAUAAUAAUCGAUUGUAAUUGUUUUGAAUCCGCUGGACCAGGAGCAGAGAGCAUUGUUUGUUAGUAUUGCUGUUUAUUCAUGUGGACAAUGCUGAAAAACGUUCAAAUGUGGCUCGGAAAUAAGCAAUUUAUAAGUUUUUUUUGCAAGGAAUUAUCCACCGCUGUAGGUAGCAACGCAAAUUUUUCCCAAAGAGCCUUUUUCACAUUCAAUGACCUAACGAAUAAGAAUCGGGAAUAUGUAAAAAAGGAAUUAAUUGGAUACUCAAUGAAGGAAAUGUACGAUGUGGUUGCCGACGUACCAAACUAUCAUGAAUUUGUACCAUACGUAAAAAAAUCGCUGGUACACAAUCGUAGAAAAGAUGAGUUCAAGGCUGAUCUUAUUGUCGGUUUCCCACCACUUAAUGAAAAAUAUACGUCGAAUGUUUCGCUGAAACCUCCAGCUCUUGUGAGAUCCGUUUGUAACGAUGGGAAAUUAUUCACUUUUUUACUAAACGAAUGGCGCUUUAGUCCUGGUCUGAAAGAUAUUCCCCAGUCGUGUGUUGUCGACUUCAAAGUAACUUUCGAAUUCAAAUCGCUGUUACAUAGCAAUAUUGCAAAUAUAUUCUUUGAAUUAAUUUGCGAUCAAAUGGAGCAUGCAUUUGUAGCUGAAGCUGAGAGACGAUAUGGACCACCUUCGAUUAAAUCGCAUAUAUUGUCUUGGCGAAGAUCUUGACCGAGGCUCAAUGAACAAGUUAAAUCUAAGUAAUAUAGUGUUGAAGAGCUUGUAUGUGAUUGUUGUAUUUUAUUAUUAUUUAGUAUUUAAGAUAAACAAUGCAGCCAAAUGAAACUAGCACAUAUGUACAUAUUACAUUAGGACAUAUGGACCUUUCCAGCGUUAAGUACCGCAAAAAAAAAGAAAAAUAAAAAAUAAAGUCCUCUUAUUUAU